Austrofundulus limnaeus is the source of this 1752-nucleotide messenger RNA. RefSeq names its product interleukin 13 receptor, alpha 1 (gene il13ra1). The transcript is spliced from 10 exons. Gene Ontology annotation, cellular component: external side of plasma membrane. Gene Ontology annotation, biological process: cytokine-mediated signaling pathway. Lineage: Eukaryota; Metazoa; Chordata; Actinopteri; Cyprinodontiformes; Rivulidae. Bases 222 to 1388 code for a protein of 388 amino acids. The record is from RefSeq and is a predicted model, not a curated record. Gene Ontology annotation, molecular function: protein binding; cytokine receptor activity.
ACUUCCAGCCUCCACCUUUCCUCACGGCUGCCCUCUCUCAAGAAGCUGGAAGCGAAAGUAAACUUAUGAGGACGGCCAAACUGGACACAAGAAGGACAUUUUAUUUAUCUUUUAUUUCUCUUCACACCAGGCCACUGUGAGGAGGAAGAAGAGGAAAAGCUGAGUCCUGUGAGGAAGAAGAAGCAGAAGAGAGGAAAGUGCGUCCUUCAGGAUAAAAAGAAAUGAUUCAGAUGUUGAAGUUGGUUCUUCUCAGCUGUCUGUAUCUAACGGUUCGGUCCACAACAGGCGAUGUCCUGCCACCACAAAGUUUGUCCCUGGUGUGGAAGAAUGACUUCAAGCAACAGUUCUCCUGGGAACCCCCUCAGCAUUCCAUGAUAAACUGUAGAUAUGAAGGAUUCAUUAAAACACUGGGAGAAGACAGUGAAUCUUACAGUGAAAUCGACAACACAACAACAAAAACCACUUAUGAGGAGAUAAUGGAGGGAGGAUUUCUGCAUUACUCCAUGAAAACUAUCUGUAAUGAAAGUGAAACCAGUGAACCGGUGGUCUUUGAAGUCACAUACCCAGAGCUGGUGAAGAAUUUGACGUGCUUCAUCUAUGAAACCAAUAAGGUUAACUGUUCCUGGUUACCAGCCAGUAAUGCUACAGAUCUUCAGUUUUUCUAUAGAUUAGAGGAACAAUUAAGCGACGAGGCACCAACAGAAUUACAAAAAUGUUCAUCGAAUGAGCCCACUGGUGGCAGGAAGACGAGUUGUGUUCUGGAGGCGAAGACCAGCCACAUCAUCUAUAUUGUGUUUAAUGCAACACUCAACAACACACUGGUUAGGAACACCUUCAUGCGGGAGCCUUUAUUUAACGUGAAGCCAAGUCACUUUGAUUGGAAUGUCAAAGMAAGUGGAGAUACAUUCAGUAUCACAUGGAUUCCACCAGAAAUGCUUGCACUACGAGCAUGGAACUUUGAAAUAAAUUACACUGAAUGUAAUAAGAGCAAGAAACGCACAUUGAUGGGAACUUCUCAAUAUUCGCUGACCCGGGCCCCCCACUGCAGGUACUGCAUAAGUGUCCGAGCCACGAGCAAAAGUGGAAGCACACCACAAAGUUCCGCAAAGUGUUUUGAGCCUAUUGAUGAGAUCUUUAAUCCAUUGCUAUUUGCAGCAGUCUUUACCCCACUGGUGAUUGCUUUCCUGUUUGCUGUGACUUGUUAUUGCUGGAUAAAUAAAAGCCACAUUUUCCCCAAAAUACCCAAACCUCGGGAUCUCCUCAGUGAUAAUAUAAACAAUAAUGUGAGCUCUCUUCACAAGUUGUACAUCCCAGCAGAGGCAGAGGAAGAGGAGAACUGUUGUGUCACCAUGAUUAUAGAUACGCAAUCCAACAAACCAAACUGUUGACUCAUCUACUGUCAAGUCACACUUCCCAUAAAGAAAAAAAAACAACUUCUGCUUUCUUACACUUUGCUAAUCAGUUUAUUCACUGUUGUUUAUUAAUGCAGAUCAGAUCACUCACACAAGUUUGCUUUUAUAUCCCCGUGGGGACCAUUCAUUGACUUCCAUUCAUUUUCCGGUCAAUCCUAUAGCCUAACCCUGACCCCACACCCUAAACCUAACCUAAACUCAAAUCACAGCUUAGUCCUAACCCUAACCUCUGACCCACCAGUUGUAUUUUUCACAAUGGGGACCGGCUUUUGUCCCCAUAAGGAAUAGUGGGUCCUCACCAGAUUAUGGGUACUGGGAAAAUGGUCAAAAAUCAUCCCCA